GGGCAGCAUGCUGAAAACACCCAAGCUGCCUAUCUGGGUGUGCAACAUCAAUGGCACCUACAGUGUUUUAUUCAGCCCAAACCGUUCAUUGCUCUCUGACUGGAAAAUGGAGCAUCUUUUCCAGCUUUACUUCUACAAUGGCCAUCCAACUCAGCUCAACACAAUGCUCACCAUAGAUACACACUCCCAUCACUGGGAGGCUGAAAAUAAUGACAUUCAAGGAGACCCAGAAAAAAAGUUUCCAUCUGUAGAGAUGACCAUUAGGACCAAGUGGGAGGGAGCUGUUAUUGACUGGAAUGGGACAGUGCCUUUUUUCUGAAGAGGUUUGAAGCAGGGUCACCUGAUUUGUAGCAUACAUCUCCUGGCCUGCAAUAAAGAGUAUUUUAUAGACUUUUAUAGGUUUUGAUGUGGGCUUAAUUUUUGACUUUCAUUUUGGCUUGUGAAUCUUAAUAACAUGAUUACCCUUCACAACCUGCUCAUUUGAACAUCUCAGCAUCUGAGCAUUUAUCAUAAGUGAAAACCUUAAACCUCUUUUGUAAAACAACGUAUUUUGAUUGUUAGAAAUAUAUUCAAAUCUGGUACACAUGUCCCAUAUGUUUAACUAUUUUCGGGCAUAUAUAAUUUAGCCCCUAUACUGUUUUUGUCCGUCUAUUUGGAUUCGAUAUGGGUUCAGAUUGCUAGUAUCAAGUCUCAAGUCAUGAUGGAAAAGGCUGAUAUCUCAAGUUACAGGGUUUAAUCAAUUUAAGUCAAGACCUUUAUUCAAAGCCUUGCGGUCUUUGAUUCCUCUGUGGUAUAAAUCAUGUAUGUAGUAUUUUAUUUAUUGCUGUAUGACAGUAUUGUUAAAGAAAGGCAAAACUUUACAAUAAGGUCCAGUAAGUUAAAGUUUAUUAGUUUAGAUUCAUGUU
This is a messenger RNA of Sinocyclocheilus grahami, 905 nucleotides long. RefSeq names its product protein FAM188B2-like. Gene Ontology annotation, biological process: protein K48-linked deubiquitination. The transcript has 2 exons. NCBI's taxonomy places the organism in Eukaryota, Metazoa, Chordata, Actinopteri, Cypriniformes, Cyprinidae. Gene Ontology annotation, molecular function: cysteine-type deubiquitinase activity; K48-linked deubiquitinase activity. The record is from RefSeq and is a predicted model, not a curated record. The coding region runs from base 8 to 319 and encodes 103 amino acids.